Elaeis guineensis (African oil palm) is the source of this 2116-nucleotide messenger RNA. Its product is annotated as cysteine-rich receptor-like protein kinase 43. NCBI's taxonomy places the organism in Eukaryota, Viridiplantae, Streptophyta, Magnoliopsida, Arecales, Arecaceae. Gene Ontology annotation, biological process: protein phosphorylation. Gene Ontology annotation, molecular function: ATP binding; protein kinase activity. The record is from RefSeq and is a predicted model, not a curated record.
AGAGUCAGCAGCCGAGAGCCGAAACGACAAAACGGUCCUUUUUUUUAAGAAAGUCCUGCCAACCAACUCCCACAGCGGUUGGCUGGUUGCGUUUUAAAAUAAAACAUCACUUUCUUUAUUGGUUUGAAAAUAUAUAUCCAACAAAACUACAAUCUCGGCAGUAGGAACCUGUCCCACCUAAUGACGAUGAGACCUCGGAGAUUUCUGGAGAGCCUCGUCAGGCCCUGGUUGCAUCGUGAAGACAGAGUGGGGAAAGAGGAGGAGAACUUGGAGGCGAUCGCCGCGCAGGAGCAGAAGGUGUUCGAGUACGACACGCUGGUGGCCGCCACCCAUAAUUUCCACCCCAAGCAGAAGCUCGGGGAGGGCGGAUUCGGGCCGGUUUUCAAGGGACAAUUGGAGGACGGGCGGGAGGUGGCGGUGAAGAGGCUGAGGAGGGGGUCGACUCAGGGGGGGAAGGAGUUCACGAACGAGGCGAUGCUGCUCUCGUGGGUGCACCAUAAGAACGUCGUCAACCUCUACGGCUACUGCGCCCACGCCGACGACAAGCUCCUGGUCUACGAGUACGUCCCCAACGAGAGCCUCGACAAGCUCCUCUUCUCUCCUCGAGGAGGAGAUGAUCCGGAGGUUGGCCGGAAAGGGGCAGAGCUUAUGGACUGGAAGCGGCGGUACGAGGUGAUGUUGGGGGUGGCGCGGGGGCUGCUGUACCUGCACGAGGGCGCGCACACUCCCAUCAUCCACCGGGACAUCAAGGCCAGCAACAUCCUUCUCGACAAGCGGUGGGCUCCCAAGAUCGCCGACUUCGGCAUGACCCGCCUCUUCCCGGAGGACCGCACCCGCGUUGCCAGCACCAACGGCUACAUGGCCCCCGAGUACGUCAUGCAUGGCUCCCUCUCCACCAAGGCCGACGUCUUCAGCUUCGGUGUCCUCGUCCUCGAGAUCAUCUCCGGCCAGCAGAAUUCCUCCUUCACCCCCAACCCCGAAGCUGAGAGCCUCCUCGAAUGGGCUUGGAAGCUCUACAAGAAGGGGCAGAGUCUGGAGAUGAUGGAUCCUGCCCUGAGAUCCACGGCAGUUCGAGAGCAAGUUGCAAUGUGUGUGCACAUAGGACUCCUUUGCACUCAGUCUGACCCCGCGCUGAGGCCAGACAUGAAGCGGGUGGUGGUGAUUCUGUCCAAAAUGCCAAGCACAUUAGAGGAGCCCAUCAGGCCUGGCAUCCCUGGGACCAGAUACCGGAUGAGAGCUUAUGGACCCCAAGGUUCCAACUACGCCAUGUGUGAGUCCUCAUCAAGCACGAUCAAUGCCUCCACUUCCAUAGCAAAUAAGGAGGCUGUCACCUCGACUACCACCACCAAUGCAAGCACCCAGAUGCCACCUUUAUAUCAAGAUCAACACUCUAUCCAACACUAGCAUUAUUCUUUUUAUUAUUAUUAUUAUUGUUCUUUCUUGUGUUAUAUCAGUAGGUGGUAGUUUUAUUUAGUUAUUUAGCUCUGCAUGUAAGUUUUUUAUAGGGAUUGCUUGGUUUUAAGUCUAGUUGAACUUCUUUUUUGGUCAAGUUGGUCCAGGCUUGAGUUAGGUCAAGCUAAGCCGGUUUAGUUGAACUUCGUUGGGCCUGAUUGAGUUAGGUUUCGGCCUUCUUUUUCGCUACUGGGCUAGGUUCGAACUAUAAUAUGUGGUCCCAAAAACAAACAAGUCCAAGUUCGAGCCUGCUAUUUUGAUGUUGCUAUGAAGCAUCAGGCCGACCUCCAAUUCUAGCUUGGCGCUAGAAAUACUCAAGUCUAUCUUUCCACUCUCUUGAGAAGAGAGAGCAAGGGGCAAGGAAUUCCUUUUUUUUAUGUUCAAAACAGUGGACUCGAUGGAUGCUAGCAAACCUAGCUAGCAUAUUGGCUUGUCCCAACUAGUACCUGUCUAAAGGGCCGACCUCCUAGUCCAUGCCUGAAUCGGUGCCUCACACCCACGCUACAAAUCAUUUACUAGUAUGGAAUGGUGUCAUUCUGGUGCGAUGUGCCUGUAUUCUCGAGUUUCUAAUCCUUAAUCAUCUCUAUUGCAGCUUUUUGAUAGCAGUGUGCUUUUCGUGGCCCCUCUUUUUGAUCCAUCCAACAAAUUCAUAAAUAAAAAAACU